Molecule: messenger RNA, 1426 nt
Organism: Mugil cephalus (flathead mullet)
Lineage: Eukaryota; Metazoa; Chordata; Actinopteri; Mugiliformes; Mugilidae
Product: myeloid cell surface antigen CD33-like
Exons: 4
Coding region: 2-778 (258 amino acids)
Source: RefSeq, a predicted model, not a curated record
UAUGAUAUUCACAGAAUCUCACAAGUACUGCAAGCGAAAGAGUUCAGCCAUUAGGAGAACGCAGAGCUUAAAUUUAAUUUCCUCAUCAGAGAUGGAGCUGAAGCCGUACCUUUCUCUUUUAUUUUUUUGUGUCAUCCAUGAGGUCGGGUCUUUCAGUAAGUGGACAGCAAACAUCCCAUCAGUGAUCCCAGCCCUGCAGGGCUCCUGUGUGGUCAUUCCCUGCAGCUACUUUUACCCCAAACCCUCCACAAACUUACUGAUCAACAGGAGGAUAGGAUUAUGGAAAACAGGGACAAAGUUGGUCUCAUCCAAUAUGAAACUGAUGGUGAAUGCGGAGUACAAAAAACGAGCCCGUUUUUUGGGUAAUCUGCAAGAACGCAACUGCACCAUGCUGCUAGAUAGAGUCAGGAGCACUGACACUGACCCGUUUUACUUCAGCAUUAGAAUGCCUCAAUACAAAAGCUUCUCCUACACCAAUAACGCAGUGUCCAUCAAUGUCACACGCGUUCCACAGCCUCCGUCUAUGUCUGUGAAGGUGACUGAUAAGGUGCACGCCACCUGUUCAGUUUCUCACUCCUGCCCGUAUGUGCCCCCUGAUUUCUCCUGGAGUCGCGUCGGAACCACUAGACAUCAGUCAAAGAAGCUGAACAGCUGGAAGUGGGAAACGGUGUCGACUCUGAUCUUUCGCCCUGGGCCCGCUGACUUCAAGAAGCCUUUAAAUUGCACAGUGCACUACAGAGGAAGGAAGCAGUCGACAACCUCCACCAUGCUCCAGUAAUAUCCAAAGCCCAGGGUGUGAUCUGCGUAACGUCUCUCACUUUGUGGCAAAUUAAUUCAUAUCAUGCUAUAGUUGUACUUUAGACACAAGUGUUGCUAGUUGAAACAUAUAUACUGCAUAGUGGUGUUGUUUCAGAAACAUAAAGCAUUUUACUGCAUGUCAUUUAAAGCCUAGAAAUAUCAGCCCCUUCUGUAUAUGAUCAGUUAUCCAUCACUUUUCUGUUGUUUUAUUGGUCAUUAAUAUUUUUAUUUGAUGGUGUUUGAAUAUUUGUUGCUUCUGUUUUGUUUUCCCGUUUUUCUAAAGUGAUUCUGAGUGUUUGAUUCACAUUGAAAGCUAUAUAAACGUAUCCACUAUUGCAUGUUCACUAUAUUUGAAUGAGUGAAAACAUGGAGCAAUCUCAAUAAAUCUAGUCAUUAAAGGGAGCGCAUCAUAUGUAACUUGUUAUCAUUUACGUUCAGUCAGUGUGCCUUCAUGCACUCUUUUGUUUCAUGGUGAACCUCAAGAGCUUCGCGUGUUGCUGCAUCUUUAUCCUCUGAGGUUUUAGAUUUGCACUGAAGCUAUAGUGUGUGGUCGUUUUUAAAAUGUGAGAUAAUUUUAGAGAUUUUCUCCCUCAGUCAAGUGAGUGACCUUCUUCCUCUUUGCCUUCCU